AUGGAGCUGGGCGAUGACGGCUUCGUGGUGGUGAAGAUGAUGCAAUGGCGCUGGGAACGAUUCUUCAUUGGGAGCGAUGGGCGAUGGCGCCGGGAACGAUUUCUGGUUCGGGAGAGAAGGGUUUCAAUUGGGGGGCAAGCUGCAACGGCUAAAAAUAGAGCAGCUGAGCAGCAACAGAGCUCCAAAUGUUCCCUCAAGAAAUUAGCCAGAACCGUCAUUACUAGGACCAUGAUGGUGGUUAUGGUUGUGGUGGUGGUGGUGGUGGUGAUGGUGGUGGUGAUCGUGGUCAUGGUGUUCAUGGUGGUGGGUGGAGCAUUUGAUGACGGGAAAAUGAGGGGUGGAAACGAGGGAGCUUAG
This is a messenger RNA of Fraxinus pennsylvanica, 357 nucleotides long. Lineage: Eukaryota; Viridiplantae; Streptophyta; Magnoliopsida; Lamiales; Oleaceae. The record is from the annotation of a GenBank genome assembly.